UUGACAGUGGAGGGAAAACAAAACUCCAUGAGAUGCAGUGAGGCUUUUGCCAUAAAUAGCUGAGUGCCAGGAGCAGAGCUCUGGUCUGGAUGCAUCUCCACUUGCAGAGAUGUGGGCACAAGCUGGCAGAUGUUGCCUCUAAGGGGGUCAGUGUCUGCCAACUUGCACGAAAGGAGCAGGGAGUUCUGCCAGCACUGCCAGCUCAGGUGAGCACUGUGGGGAUGAGUGACAGUCUUGCUGACCUCGUGUGGAGAUGCUCUGGGCAUGCUUUGCACGSUGCAGCUGAGGAUGUUGGCUUUGAGCCUGAGCAGAGCUGUAGGUUUCUGUUCCAGAUGGUCAGGGCGAGUUCACAAGCACACUCAUUCCUGUUUCUGUUUACCAGCAUGAGGCUGGUGAUUUCCUAAGAGAACAUACGAGUCUCUGUGCAAGCUCCUCCAUGUGAGCAAGACGUGCAURGUCACAGCUCUGGAAAGGAUAUCCAGUGAGAAUCACCAUGAGGAACAAAGGGUGGCUCCAGAAUAUUUUCUUCUGCCUUUUAUUCCAAUACACCGUGUGUUGUGAAAACCUCACUUGYUUUGUGGACUAUGUACAGACCCUGUCCUGUAUCCUGCGAAACGAGCUGGGUGCCAGUUCAUACAAUCUCACUGCAACAUGGGCUCCUGAGGAAGAUCCAGAAAAUACUGUGGCUACCUGCAGUCUCCUGCAGYUGUCAAUGAACACAAGUCACACAGAGUAUACGUGCACUGUGGACAUGACUGAACUCCUGGCAGAUACCAAAGUCCAGGUGGAUGUUACAGGAAUAGCUGAUAGGCAGCAUGUGCUUUCCAAAGAAUUUUAUUUGUCAGACAACGUCAAACCACAGCCUCCGUUCAACCUGACCGCUUUGUUCUCAGAGGGUUACAAUAUUUCUUGGGAAACCAUCUACCAGAACUCUUCCCUCUACUUUUUGAAYGGGGAGCUGGAAUAUCAGCUGCGUUACAAAAGAAGAACUGACACCUGGGAGGCUCAGAAGACUAAAACUGUUCAUGAAGAUAAACRGACACUGGUGAUCCUGCCGUGGGAACUGCAGGCAAACACUGAGUAUGAGUUCCAAGUGAGAGCCAGACCCCGGGAGGACAGUGGCUAUGGUGGUUUUUGGAGUGAAUGGAGUUCCCCGCUGCUGUUGAAAACCAGCCCUGCCGCAGUGACACAGACAGCAAGCAUGGAAUGGCUGUUGCUGCUUGGUAUCGUUGUGGCAAUCGUGGCCUCAAUUACAACCUUUCUGGCCAAGCAGCAGAGCCUGUGGAAGAAGAUGGCUUGCAUCCCAGACCCUGCUCCCUUUUUCAAACCUCUGUACAUGGCUCAUAAUGGAGAUUUUAAGAAAUGGGUUGGUGCAUCCCAUAUGAAAAUGACCUUUGAUUUCUUUGAAUGGGGAAUAGUCCUUCCAGAAGUCCUAGAAGUUUUCACCGUGCACCCUUCCAACAGCACCCCACAGGAGGAGCUCCAUGAGCUGAGGAAGAAGCUGCCUUGCAAGCCCUGUGUGUCUUGCCUGACGGGCCCAGGUCAUGAUGGCCAGUCCCCGUGGGGUGGUGUGAGCAGCAGUGGAGGGACUGAGGACCAGUCCUAUGGGCACCUGUCCAUCGAUACCGUGACCGUGGCUGAUGAAUUCACACCCUGUAACUGCCAGUGCAACUGUAACCACGUGUACGGGGAACCUGAGCACACCAACGAGGAAGAUGAUGGUGCUGGAGAACCUGGGUACCCCAAGGUUAACAUUGAUGAUGAAGACAGAAAAAUAUCCGGGGAUUUGCGUUUGGCUGAUCUGAGCACACAGGACAAAAUACUCGCCUCAGGCUCUGUGUCCACAGAUCAGCUGAGGAGAACAAGUGUCCCACUCAGCCACCAGGGAGAAAGGGGAGUGGAAGGAGGGGUUGGCAGUCUCCUAGAAGCCCUUUGCUUGCAGCCUCAUCAGUGGGAUUUGGAAAAUCCAGGCUCUCUCCCUUCUCCUGAUGGUGAAAGUGUUUCUUACAGUGAAGGCUCUUAUGACUUCUUCCCUCACAAUGCGAGGCCUGGUGACAGUUAUCCUUUGAUCUGUGURGAUUUGGACACUAUUGACAGUGGCUUUGUGGACUCAGACUGUGGCAGUCCAGUUGACUGUGAAUUUGAGCAAAACAGUCAGGCCAUUUGUGGGCCCAUCCCUCUUGAGCAGGAGGAACAAGAAUUUUCACGGAGCUAUGUCAAGCAGUGGGUCUCCUGUCGCUCUGACAGCCCUGUCAGUGGGACACAGACAAAAUAAGGUCUUUGAUGUUGCCUGGCUGAGUGUGGAGCCUUUUGCAUACUACUCCAGGAACGAAAUGUUAACAUAAUUCAGAAGAAAAACAAAGUUUACUUUGUGUAAGCUCUAUUAUGUAAACUGAAACCUCUGAGGUCUACAGAAAUAUGCUGAUUUCUAUGGCCAUCAUCCUACUAAUGUCUCAAAUUUGUUGUGAUUGAUUGUUCCUGGUUUUGUUUGUUUUAGGGUUUUUGUUUUUUAGAAUCCUAGAUCAGGUCCCCUUAUAGUGUCAGAGAAAACAAUUGUACCUUGAAAGUUACCCUUCGGCUUAGGUAGAUGUGCAGAAUUCUUUGCAGUAACCUUAUGAAGAGUACAGAACUUUAAAUUAUUUUCCUUGGCAUUCUCACAUGACUUGAGAGUUUGUUGUACAUGGAACCUUAGAACCAUAACCUAUGGCAAGCAUGUUUGCUACAUUAAAGUUCCCCUACCCUUUCCAAACCAUGUGAUGUUACUUUUCCUUCUGCUAUCUUUAAAUUUAUUUAAUCUUUAUUCCUUCUGUGAUCUUUAAACUCAGCUGUAGUAGAUUGUUAAUUAUGGAGAGUUCCAGACCUGWCCAUGGGGAACAAAACCAAUUCUCAUGUAAUCAUCACAGAACUGUGUGUACUAGAGACYAAGCACAACUCAGGGUUCAGAAAGACUUUGCCUUUCCAGGUAGAGUCUGCAAAUGAAAAGUCUUCAAAAUAUAUUUAAUUCUAGACAAACUCUUGCUACUGAGCUUUUCUGUUAAGUCAGAUUCUCUCCCAGCACUUUCCAAGCAUAUUCAUUGAGCAGCUUUUAGAAUUAUGUCAAAAUUAUGGAAACAUUGUCCUACCUGGAUUUGCCUGCCACUUCUGCCUUGGACUUGCUCUGCUGCACUUACAGGUCAGUAGAACAAUUUUUGAGCAAUUUCUUCUAGCUAAUAAAGCCAAAUAUGAA
This is a messenger RNA of Malurus melanocephalus (red-backed fairy wren), 3226 nucleotides long. RefSeq names its product interleukin 21 receptor (gene IL21R). The coding region runs from base 494 to 2275 and encodes 593 amino acids. The transcript has 9 exons. Gene Ontology annotation, cellular component: external side of plasma membrane. Gene Ontology annotation, molecular function: protein binding; cytokine receptor activity. Gene Ontology annotation, biological process: immunoglobulin mediated immune response; cytokine-mediated signaling pathway. The record is from RefSeq and is a predicted model, not a curated record. NCBI's taxonomy places the organism in Eukaryota, Metazoa, Chordata, Aves, Passeriformes, Maluridae.